Pungitius pungitius (ninespine stickleback) is the source of this 4068-nucleotide messenger RNA. It is a transcript of the gene amotl2a, whose product is annotated as angiomotin like 2a. The record is from RefSeq and is a predicted model, not a curated record. NCBI's taxonomy places the organism in Eukaryota, Metazoa, Chordata, Actinopteri, Perciformes, Gasterosteidae. Gene Ontology annotation, biological process: hippo signaling; regulation of cell migration; establishment of cell polarity involved in ameboidal cell migration. Gene Ontology annotation, cellular component: plasma membrane; cytoplasmic vesicle; bicellular tight junction. The transcript is spliced from 11 exons. The coding region runs from base 329 to 2413 and encodes 694 amino acids.
GACUUGGAGCCUUUACAUUCCUGUCAUUCCAGCCGCUGCGAACAAUCGGCCCUCAGUUAUUUAUUGGCGCAGCGCGCAGCUCCGGGCCGCUCAGUCUGCUGCUGGCCGUCGGCGCGUAAACACACACACGCACGGACACACACGGGAGAACACGCGUUGCGUUACAUUGAGGAAAAGCCGUGGACAUACUUGACCUGAGCUCGGACUACUUUAGAGAUCGCGCCAUCGUUAAACGUUUCCCGUGUGAUGAGACCAUCAUCUGAGUUGUGACGUGCCCUCAAAUUGCCACCACUAGGCUGUUUUUUGUGCCCAUUUCCCACUGACUGACAUGAGAACUGCUGAAGGCUCGUCUGGAACGGUCCUGCACCGUCUGAUCCAAGAGCAGCUCCGCUACGGCAAUCUGACGGACACCCGAACGCUUCUGGCUAUCCAGCAGCAGGCCCUGCGCGGAGGGAGCAGCAGCAGCAGCGGAGGCAACGGCAGUCCUCGCUCCUCUCUGGAGAGCCUGACUCCGGAGGAGCCCCAGUACAUGCAGAUGUCCACACGACAGGAGCCCCAGGGCCAGGAGCACCAGGGGGACUGCGUUCACUCCGAGAGCCAGGUGUGCCACCUGUACCAGCUCCAUGGGGAAGAGCUGCCCACGUACGAGGAGGCAAAGGCCAACUCCCAGUACCUGAUCUCCCAGAAGGGGCAAGAGGGGCCAGGCGGGGACAUGAUGGGGAACCUCGGCGAGGGCCACUGGGAUUUGAAAAGGGAGCACGCUCGCUCCCUCAGCGAGAGGCUCAUGCAGCUAUCUCUGGAGAGGAACGGCCAUAGACACAGUCUGGCCUUGAGCUCCUCGCGCAGCUAUCCACAGCUGCAUGAUAAUAUCACAAGUGCCGUGUCGGCUGACAGGCAAGCGGCCCAACAGUGCGAGGAGCGGCGUGGGCCGCCCCCGGAAUACCCUCUGUUUGCCAGACUUCCUGGAUACAUGCUCAGCCACUCCCAGGAGCAUGGGCAGUACUACAGAGACCCUCCUCCCCCCUUCUACUCGCAGCAUCACAGCAGGUAUGCGUCGGCUCAGUCCCAAGUAGCCCCCAGCGGCAUCACAGCAGCCCCCGGCAACGGCUCGGCUCAGACCGCCGCGUUGGUGCGGGAGAAUGAGCGGCUCAGGAUGGAGCUGGACGUCCACACCGAGAAGGCCGCCAGGCUGCAGAAGUUGGAGCUGGAGAUCCAAAGGAUAUCUGAAGCGUAUGAGACUCUGAUGAAAGGCUCGGCCAAGCGGGAGACUCUGGAGAAAACAAUGAGGAAUAAACUAGAGGCCGAGAUUAAGAGGAUGCACGAUUUCAACAGAGAUCUGAGGGAUCAGCUCGACUCAGCCACCAAACAGCGGUCGGCCAGGGAGGCAGAGUGUUCGGACCAGAGACAGCAUGUCUUUGUUAAGCUGCUCGAGCAGAACGAAGAGCAGCAGCGGGAGCGCGAACAACUGGAGAGGCAGAUUCAACAGCUGCGCCUCUCCGGGGAGGAGUGCCAGCGGCGGCGGGAGCUGCUCGAGCAGGCGCUGGCCUCCACGCAGGCCCGCAACCGGCAGCUGGAGGAAGAGCUGCAAAGGAAGAGGGCCUACGUCGCUAAGGUGGAGCGGCUGCAGAGCGCGCUGACCCAGCUGCAGGCCGCCUGCGAGAAGAGGGAGGAGCUGGAGCUGCGGCUGCGCACGCGACUAGAGCAGGAACUGAAGAGCCUUCGGGCACAACAGUCUCAGAGACAGGCGGCUGACCCCAGGGGCCCGAGCUCCUCCAUGUUGCAGCAGCAGCUGCUGAGGGAGAAAGAGGAGCGCGUUUUGGCUCUGGAGGCAGACAUCACCAAGUGGGAGCAGAAAUACCUGGAGGAGAGCACCAUGAGGCAGUUUGCAAUGGAUGCAGCUGCCACAGCAGCAGCACAGAGAGAUACAACAAUCAUCAAUCACUCACCUCGGCAUUCACCAAACAACAGUUUCAACGAUGACCUGCCUUUGGCGAGUCACAGACAUCAGGAGAUGGAGAACAGGAUCCGCGCACUUCACGCUCAGCUCCUGGAGAAGGAUGCUGUGAUCAAAGUCAUUCAACAGCGCUCCAGAUGGGAGCAGGGCAGGCUGGAGAAUCAGGGGCUUCGUCUGGCCCGGUCCGUCCCCUCUAUCCACACUGUGACCAGCAUCAUGGAGCGUAAAGGAAAGAGCCUCUCGGAUGACCAGACGGGCGCCGCUGCGAUGCAGCCCCUGGCCAUCGUGAGGCCAAGGGGCCCGAGCCGAGACUCAAGCACUCAAAGUGACGAAGCCCUGCUGGAGCCUGAGGAGCUAAAGAUGUCUGAGGGGAUCUCAGCAGCUACAACUGACACCUUGGAGGAACCCUUCAAGAGCAUCAGCAGCACAGAGUCAGAGGUGCUUGAAAUUCUCAUUUAAUAUGACUUCAUUGACUUUUAGCCGAGGUGCCGAAAGGCCGUCCUAGUCUGAGUAAAGACGGGCGAUGUGAGCAGCUGAUUUUCAAGCAGACUCAAAGAUGCAUAGCCCAGGAUGUGGUGCUUUUUUUUUUUUUUUUUUUUUUGGAAAGGAGAGCUGAGCUUUUCACAAUUCACAAACUGUGACCUUUGCCUCAGGAGUGUGAUUUCUCCAAGGCACCUGGACAGUAUUCUGCACUGUGAUAGGGUUAUUCUUUUUGUUGCAUGUUACCCUUUGUUAUUAUGUAUUGUAUUUAUAUUUGUAAACGCUGCUCAUAUUGUGAUGUUCCUUUUAUGUAUGAGAGGUGAGACAAACAAGGAUCACUCGCUUUGCUCCGCUCGACUUAAAUUAUAUAAAGUUUUGCCGUCCUAUCCGGAUUGAGCGCACAACCCUUCUUUGUUUGGUUGGGUUUAUUUUGAAGUUCCAGUAGCGAGCCUAUUAACAGGCCCUCCGAAAGUAAUGGGAAUAUUAGCUAAUAUAAUCAUCUUCUGCGUGUCCAUGCCAUUUUUGGGGAUUAGUCUGUGUAACAGAACAACUCAAACCUAAAUCUACAGUUGCUCCCCCACUCACGGCUCAGAGGAGGGAAGACUUUUAGUCCUCGAAAUGCCUGCUGGUUUCUCUCUUUAAAAAACCUGCGUUGAUUGAUAGGCAUUUCCCGGGGGUCUAAUUUUCCAGAUCCCGGGUUAAAUGUUCUGGGCCUCGCAUGGCGACUGCCGAGCCUUAUUUACCCCCCCUCGGCUGACACGCCGGAGCUAAUCUUCUCACAUUCCCCCUGCUGAGGGAAUGCUCCCGUUAAAGAAAAAGGCUAUCUAAAGUCUGACCCCUCGGCCUUGUUAAAAUGGCACACAUUCUCCACAUGAUUCUUUUUCUGGGGCUGUUUAUUUCGUCUGAGCUGGUGGUAGCUGGUUCUACCGUGAAAUGGUCAACUAUAAUUGGCCGGCAUUUGUUGUCACCAUUGCUGCUCAAGUAUCUCACAUUUCUGAGAUACCAUGGAAUCUGCUAUUUAUUUCUCCCUGCAUAGUGUCGGAUCGAUGAACACUGCUGAAUGUGGACUCCUGUUUUCCCGGCCCGGUUCCCCUUUUGUAUUUAACUGGAAUGCGCCACCACUUAUCUUUAGCGGGGUAAUGCCACUCUGCUAGAAUGUUAUCCUAGAGUGGUCAGGCUAUCUCGACAACGUUAUCAACAGGACUAUUGUUUAAAGUCCCACAAGCCACACGUGGAAUCUGACAUUUGACUGGUAUUCCCCUUCAAGCUUAUUCACCACAUUUUCCGUUGCAAUGCGUUUGCCGGUCAAUGCACUGUGACAGUUUAAGUUAAUGACCCUACUUUGGAAUGUUUACAUGAAUGGCCAUUUGAAGUGAGAGACGUUAAUAUAUUUUGUAGGUUUUUUUUCUUCUUUUAAUUUUGUUUUCUGGUGCCAAAGAUGUACUCUACUUAAGUUAUAACUGAUGACAAAUACAAAAGGUCCGGUUACGAUGCCUUGCUUCAGCUAGUUGACCCAUUUUGGUGUUGCUGUGAACUUCUGCAAAGGAAACAUUUGAAUGUAUGCCUUAACAUUUCACUGUAUUAGAUUAAAAUUCUUAAUAUAUGUCUGAGAAAAGGCCUUCUGGUUUUCUUUG